GUCCAAGAGAAUCUUGUGGUCACUACACCACCCCCCUCCCCCGAGCGGUAUGCUGUGACGCGAGGCAGGUUUACCCAGGUCAUUUACGGCUCCCACACACGGCUGCGUGCGUUGCAGUGCUGGAGACUCAUCCUGUCCACUUCGCAUGGGCUUACGUCAUCCGUUGCCGAACUGAAUUGUGGGUCCGUUGAGUCACGUUGCUCCCGUCGCUCGUGUUGAGAAGUUCAACUCUUGCCGCACCGACGGACGGCACCGGCCAAUCAAAUUACAAACAAGCUAACAACAGAUGGCACCAGCCAAUCAAAUUGCGGUUAUACCUUAAGUCAUUUGCAUAGCUACCCUCGGGAACACCCACUGGCAUGCGUUGACGGAACGCAACUGUGUGUGGGAGCCGUUAGGGACUUCCCACUGACCUCGACAGUAUGUCACUUCAGAAGCAGUGCAUGCAGUACAGCGCUCUGUUGGAGAUCAGCACCACACUGACCACCCCCCACAAGAGACGUUUGGUCAAGCUUAUUCCAUUUGACCUCAUAUUAAUCCUCAAACAUCACAAGUGGCCUCCUUCAUUGGCAUUUUCCUUUCCAUAUAUCCACAGAUGGUGGAAUGGUUGUAAAUUGUUAAAUUGCUGUUUGAUAACUUCUUUGGAUCAUUUGUCAGUUGAAUAAGUGCUUAAAAUGUUUUUGUGAUUGGAUCAUUCUGUGAUGAGCCUCAUUUAUAGAUAUUUUCAAUGUGUGUGUGUCAAAGUCUGAACGUUAGAAAGGGCCACAAUUACAAAAUAUAAAAUGCCAAUGUCAAAUGUUUAAUGAGUCAUUCGCAUAUGAUUCUAAAUAGAAAUCCACUUGGAUGUAGGUCUACAUUUGAAAAGCUCUCCAUGCGGUAUGACUUAUUCAAGUGGGUCGUUUUGUGCUUCCCACCAUCUGAAGGGUUCCCUCGUUGCUCCCUGAGCCCUCCUCGUGCACCCAUUCCGGGAGCCACUGGUCUACCGCGUUCGUGUCGCUGCGCGCGGAUCAGCUAGUCCGAUGUCUGUUUGGUUACCUUUUCCGCAUUCUACAUGCCGACAUCCAAGUCGAACAAGAUCUCACGUUUCAUCCUCUGAACAUCAUCAACAUGGAAUGUGGGUGCAAAUAAUAAACCCAGGAAAUACUCUGAUCAUUCUUGCCGAAUACAUAGCAUCACAAGAAAAAACUUGUCUGCAAAGUGGGGCUUUUUGUGUAGUCUAUUAUCAUCUAGGCUUAUUUAUGUCAUAAUACCCCAAAAAGAUGUAAUGAAAUAUAUAUUUAGAAACAGUCGUGAGUUGCUGCACGUACAGAGACUUCGCAUGUCCCGCCUUUUGGCUAAAUACAGGUUUUUUUUUUCUUUUCUGCUUUUCCCGAGUUCUUGUCAACAAACUUCGAAAAGCGGCUUCUCGCUUGCGCUGCCAUCAGCAUCCUGCAGGAGGAGUAAAAGUGCACACGUGGAAUGUUGCCGCAGCCUUGAUGGAAUAGACUUUCAGCCAAUCAAAAACCUGUUGAGUGACGUGUUUCACGGCUUGUAGACCAAUGGGUGCAUUUCAGGGGAUGUUUUCCCAAAAGUGGAGGAAAAAAAAGUCUUCAACAAUCUGCUCUUACAAAACGGAUUGUAGCCUACAGCUGUUGCGUACAGAUGCUGGUCUUCCUUUGAUGCGCACUGAAAAGGUUCCUCUUUGAACCGCAGUGCCAAAUUCAGCAGUUAGACUAGGUUUAUUUCAUAGGAUAGAACGAGAUGCCAAGGGUGUUUUAAACAGUUUACGUUUUAAUUGCAGAUGCUGUGUCUACGAAAGGAAGAGAGGUUACUUUUACAGUUACGCUUACAGUAACUGGAAACUUGAAGAAAGGGAAAAAGGCCCUUCUAGUGGAGAAACAACAAGGGUGACUGUGACCAUGGGGAGCUUCAAGGGCCACAUCCUGCCGGGGAGCUUCUUCCUGAUCGCAGGCCUGUGGUGGGCUGGCAAAUACUCACUCUGGUACGCCACCCGCAGGAACAAGAGCGCCGGUGCAGGACGUCUGGCCACCCGAGCAAUGCAGCGCCGCAUGGAGAUCCUAGAGGGCGCUGUGGUGCUCUCCUUCUCUCUGAUUGGUAUCCUGGCGGAGCAGUUUGUGGCCAGCGGGCCGAGGUUCCACCUGUUUGACCCUACGCAGCAGCAGUGGGCCCAGCUGAUGAUCUGGCAGCACUCCACGAUGUACCUGUUCUUCGCCCUGUCCGGCGCCACCACCCUCGCCAUCCACGUGACCGACGUCGCGCCGCUCGCUCUGGACCGGCUCAUGCUCGCCAUCGCCUUCUUCAACGAGGGCUUCCUGUUCAUGUACCACCUGCAUGGGCGGGACAUGCUGGACGUGCACGUGCAUCAGCUGCUGCUCACAGCGCGUCUUAGCCCGGUAGCUGACGCUUUCCUGGAGAUGUUGCCACGACAGCGAUUCCUCGAGCUGCUCGCUUUCCACCAUGUGUGUCUGCUGCAGGGGAGCUGGUUCUGGCAGAUCGGCUUUGUGCUGUACCCUCCUAGCGAGGUCAAGUGGGACCUGAAGGACCACAACAACGUGAUGUUCAUCACCAUGUGCUACUGUUGGCACCUGGCCUGUGCCAUCAUCACCGUUUCUGUGAUCUACUGCACGGUCUGCUGUGUGGUACGCACCAAGCUGAGGAGAAUGCCCCCCAUGGAGAUGGGUCUGCUCAAACCCAGAGACACAGGGGGGGAGUCUGAAGAUGAGGUUUUGUGAGAACCUCCUGUCCGUUCCCCUCCAAAGACAACAGACCCUCUAUUUCGACCCUGCAGAACUGAUACCUCAAUGUUACAGGGAACAGCAGCAAAGUCUGCCAUCAAUCUACAGCACUGAAUGGCCUUACAGAUUUUCUAGAGUGGAAAUGUCCGAAUGCUAAUUGGUGCUAGUGCUAACUGUUUUCGAUGUCAAACCAUGAUUUUUAAAUUUGCCGGCUUGAACCACAUGCUCACAGAGCUGCCAAGGAAUGAGAAAAUAGUCAUGGAAUUCAUAUGCUUACUGAACAAAGUCGCCUGUACAUCCUGACAGACUUCAUUAAAAUAGACUCGCUUGGACGCUCCUGUCACCAGAAAAUAAGAAUUAUCAAAGUGCUAAGCAGGGAACGCCCAGACACAUGGGUAUAUGUGCCAGCCUACUUCCCAUGUGUAUAGGGAUCAUAUGGAUGGCUAGUAUUAGAUGGCAUGAGGUGUUAGCAUCACCCCGGCAACAAGGAAGUCGACCUGUCCUGUAAAGAACCCAAAACAAACCUUUUCCAGGUACUGAAGGGAAUGGAGACAAAAAGGAUCCAAAUAUAAACUUGAGAAAUUGAACUUGAAUUGUUUUGUUAUAUCACACAACUAGUAACUUAAUAGUCAGUGAUUUGAAAGGAACACCACACAUUGAAAACUCCAUAUGAAGGUACGGUUUGCAGAGCUGUGUGGGGUUCAGUCUUUGGUCGAAUCCCUCCACUCAGUAUUGUAUAUUAAGAUGAUCAGAUGGAACCGCCCAAAGGUUAAAUAGUGAUAAACUUAUGACUGAGGCACUUUCAUCCUCAAAUCAACACUGUCCAGAAAAAUAUGUUUUUUGUUUGUAUGUUGUUUUUUUUUAAAUAUUUUUUUAUUAUGUAAAAAAAUCCCAUUUUUAUCAUGAUGCAGAUGCACUGUAUUUUAAAUUGAACUGCGAAGUGUUUAAAGUACCUUGUUGCUUCUGAGUAUUUAUUGUGUCCUUAAAUAAAUGUGUCUAAUUGUCUUUGAUAUAGAGGUAGCCUAUAUAACAUGUUCAUUCGGAAUAUUAAUAAAACAAAAUUUGCUUGCA
Alosa alosa (allis shad) is the source of this 3806-nucleotide messenger RNA. RefSeq names its product transmembrane protein 45a (gene tmem45a). Lineage: Eukaryota; Metazoa; Chordata; Actinopteri; Clupeiformes; Clupeidae. The record is from RefSeq and is a predicted model, not a curated record.